GCUCUUUUUGAUUGCACGCCCAAGCCUCCAGAAGCGCCUUGGAUUAAUAUAAGAACCACUGCCCACCGAUCACUUACCAUUUGGCUACGACACUGUCAUCCUCCUAUCCACUCACUUAUUCAUUCUCUUCACCGCUGUCUUUCAUUCAUCAUGCGUUUCUCUAUCCUCGGGCUGGCCUCAACUGCUCUUGCAGCUCGUCCUUUCCUAAACGAGCCUGACACUGGACUGGAUGACAUUGCCGGUUCCACUGCCAAUGGCACACUACCCCCACUCGACAGCAUGGUAGGCCUGCCAGACUUCGACUGGGCAGCUCGUCGCAAGCUCAAUGCCUCUUCAUAUACGUAUUACCGUAACGGUGCAGCUGGAGAAUGGUCUUACCGUAACAACCUUGAAGUGUUCCAACGCUUCCGUUUACGGCCUCGUGUUAUGGUCGACAUCCUCAAGAUCGAAGAGUCACUGCCCACCACUAUCCUGGGCCACCAGUUCUCUGCUCCUUUCUUCAUCGCCCCAUGCGCUCGUGCCGGCUAUGCGCAUGAAGAUGGAGAGCUCAACUUUGUUAAGGGUGCUGGUGAGGAGGACAUCCUCUACAUGCCAUCUCUCUUCUCGUCAAAGUCAUUCGACGACAUCUACGCCGCCAGGGUUUCCGGAAACUCGACCUCCGGCAACUCCAGCACCCAGGCUCUUUUCCAGCAGGUCUACCUCACCGACGACAUGAACGAGACCCGCGAGCUCUUCCAGAAGAUUGAGAAGGCCGGCUCCAAGGCUAUCAUUCUUACUGUCGAUUCCGCUGCUGACGGAAACCGUCACCGCGCUGCUCGCUUUGGCGUCGGUUCCGCGGAUUCCUCGUACAGUCUUUUGACAUGGGACAUGUACCACCAGCUCAGCAACAUGACUUCUCUCCCCAUCAUCCCCAAGGGAAUUCAGACUGUUGACGAUGCUCGUCUCGCUGUUAAGAACGGAGCCAAGGCUAUCUACCUCUCCAACCACGGAGGUCGUCAACUCGACACCACUCCUUCCUCCCUCGAGGUUGCUCUGGAAAUCUACGAGGAGGAUCCUGAAAUCUUCAAGCAGGUCGAGGUCUUUGCUGACGGCGGCGUGCGAUAUGGCGCUGAUGUGUUGAAGCUCCUCGCUCUGGGCGUGAAGGCUGUCGGUGUCGGAAGACCUUUCAUGUACAGCAACGCUUACGGUGUUGAUGGUGUCAAGAAGGUCAUUAAGAUGUUGAAGCACGAAGUUGCCAUCGAUGCUGCGAACCUUGGUGUUGCGGAUCUGAAAGAAAUCGGUCCGCAAUACGUCAACUGGAAGAGUGUCAAUGCUUGGUUCAGUUAG
Molecule: messenger RNA, 1326 nt
Organism: Periconia digitata
Lineage: Eukaryota; Fungi; Ascomycota; Dothideomycetes; Pleosporales; Periconiaceae
Source: the annotation of a GenBank genome assembly